Molecule: messenger RNA, 1268 nt
Organism: Rhea pennata
Lineage: Eukaryota; Metazoa; Chordata; Aves; Rheiformes; Rheidae
Gene: CIB1
Product: calcium and integrin binding 1
Exons: 7
Coding region: 29-667 (212 amino acids)
Molecular function (GO): magnesium ion binding; calcium ion binding
Source: RefSeq, a predicted model, not a curated record
ACGUGAGGCGGAAGCGGCGCGGGCCGCCAUGGGGGGCUCGGCCAGCGGGCUGCCGCGGGAGGCGCUCGGGGAGUACCAGGAGCUGACAUUCCUGACCAAGCAGGAGAUCCUGCUUGCCUACAAGAGGUUCAGUGAACUGCUGCCAGAGGAGGAGAAGGAGAAUGCCCGCUCAGUUCGGAUUCCCAAGAGCAGGAUCCUGACGUUGCCUGAACUGAGGGCAAACCCCUUCCGGCACCGCAUCUGCCGGGUGUUCUCCACCUCAGAGAAUGGGGAUGACAGCAUGUCCUUUGAAGACUUCCUUGAUAUGCUGAGUGUCUUCAGCGACUCUGCUACCUCAGAGAUCAAAUCCUACUAUGCUUUCCGCAUCUUUGACUUCGAUGAUGAUGGGGCUCUGGACAAAAAGGACCUGGAGAAGUUGGUGAACUGUCUGACAGGAGAAGGUGAGGAGUCCAGGCUGAGCAAUGCAGAGAUGGAGCAGCUUAUCGAGAAUAUCCUGGAGGAGUCUGACAUCGACAAGGAUGGCACCAUCAAUCUUGCAGAGUUCCAGCACGUCAUCUCUCGCUCCCCUGACUUUGCCAGGCUGCAGAGGUGCAUAUCCCAGGAAGCUGCCCUGCCUGGAGGCUGGGCCAAGUCUGCUGGACCAGGAGGGAGCUCUGCUGUCAGCUGAUCCUAAUUCCUUAUGCAAAACAAGUGCAGCUCUGCAUGGGGCGGAGGGAGGAAUACAGAGGUGCUCCUGGCUGGAGCCCUAAGUACAGCCCCUUUAACCCCGUCAGCACCAAUCUGUGCCUUCCACUAGCAGGCAGGGAGCUGUCUUCCUGGCCAGGGCCCUGCCUGGCUCUUCAGUCUUCCCCCAGGCCUCCCUGCAGCAAAGUGGAUUUAUUUCUCAAAGCAAUAAUGUAAGUGGCACUUCAGAUGUCCCAGCCCAGCAGCACUUCUGUCCCUCUCGUGGCUGCACAGGACACUUUGCUGACCUUAGCAGGCACUGUACCUGUGUGCAGGGCAGAGGCCAAGCACCUCUCACCCCAGGGACAGUGAGAGCUGAGCCCCAAAGAGGCUGCAGCCCUGCUGUGCCUCUAACCCCGCCCAGGACCCGGGGUGUUUUCUUUUCUUUUUUUUUUUCCUUUUUCCCCUCCCCUCUUUUCUUUGCCCUCACCGCUUAAGCUCAGCGGUUGCUCUGGCUCUACUGGCCUAGAGCAAACAGGAGCCUGUGCCUGUUGCUCUCUAUGUUCCUGACAAAGGACAAAUAAAGGGCUCGAAUUUCACCCUCA